AUGUCUCCCUCUUUGAAGAUUCUCAUCAGCGGUGGCGGAAUCGCUGGCGGCUGCCUUGCCUUUUGGCUGGCCAAACUCGGCCAUGACGUUACUGUGGUCGAGUGGUUUCCGACCCUUCGCGCUACAGGGCUUCAAAUCGAUCUCCGAGGACAUGGCAUUGAAGUCUUGAAGCGAAUGGGCCUCGAAGAAGGAUUCCGCGCCAAGUCCGUCCCCGAGCAAGGCCUACAGUUUGUCGACAGUUCCGGCCGUAUACGAGGCCACUUCCCGACCAACCACUCGGGAAGCGGAGUGCAGGACUUCACUUCCGAGUACGAGAUUAUGAGAGGAGAUCUGUGUCGCCUCUUCCAUGAUGCCACCAAGGGCCGCGCCAAGUACAUAUUUGGCACUUCCGUGGAAAAUUUCGAUCAGAAAAAUGGCGGCGUCGAUGUUACAUUCAAGGAUGGGACAACGGAUCAUUUCGACCUGCUGGUUGGUGCCGACGGCCAAGGAUCACGUACCCGCAAGUUGAUGUUCAAGUCCAGAGCGUCUGACGGCUUUUACCCACUCAGGGGAAUUCACGCCUCUUACUUCACAAUCCCGCGACCUAUACAGAAGGGCGAAGGCUACUACUCAACGGCUUAUUUCGCGACCAAGAGCCGAGUUGUAAUGAUUCGACGACACAAUCCGGAAGCGAUCCAGGCGUACACCCUCUUCACAUCGCAUGAUGAGGAGUUCCAGAACGCUCGACGAAGUAACGGAAAAGAAGCGAAGGACGUUGUUGCGAAAGCGUUCAGGGGUGCAGGAUGGCAGGUGAAUGAUUUACUGGAUUCGAUGUCCGAAGCCAAAGACUUUUACUGCGAGCGAAUCGGUCUAGUCAAGAUUGAUCACUGGUCCGAGGGACAUGUUGCCCUUGUCGGCGACGCGGCGUACGGCCCAUCCUCCAUGACGGGCAUGGGUACAACCUCUGCGGUUGUUGGCGCUUAUAUCUUGGCUGGAGAGAUCGGCAAGCACUGCGGAUCCGCAAACGGUCAGGAUGGCAUUGAAACGGCUCUACACGAAUACGAAAAAAAGAUGCGGCCAUUCAUGGACCAAGUGCAGGAAGGCAUCACCGAUGACGCCCUCGUGUAUAGGGUGUGGCCAACAGGACCGAUCGGGAUAGCAAUCUUGUACUGGAUCAUUGGAAUUGUCUCUUUCUUCCACAUGAACCUCGGAAAGUGGGCUCUGAAAGAAAGUGCGGUAAAGUGGGAUUUACCUGAUUACAAGGAGCUUUCCCUGGAUGAGAGUAGCCCGCAGGUUUAA
Molecule: messenger RNA, 1278 nt
Organism: Colletotrichum orchidophilum
Lineage: Eukaryota; Fungi; Ascomycota; Sordariomycetes; Glomerellales; Glomerellaceae
Product: oxidoreductase
Exons: 1
Coding region: 1-1278 (425 amino acids)
Molecular function (GO): FAD binding
Source: RefSeq, a predicted model, not a curated record